Molecule: messenger RNA, 4144 nt
Organism: Archocentrus centrarchus (flier cichlid)
Lineage: Eukaryota; Metazoa; Chordata; Actinopteri; Cichliformes; Cichlidae
Gene: erf
Product: Ets2 repressor factor
Exons: 5
Coding region: 701-2590 (629 amino acids)
Biological process (GO): cell differentiation; regulation of transcription by RNA polymerase II
Cellular component (GO): nucleus
Molecular function (GO): DNA-binding transcription factor activity, RNA polymerase II-specific; sequence-specific DNA binding
Source: RefSeq, a predicted model, not a curated record
UUCGUGGGUCAGCGUGGGCGGCCCCGUGUGGCAGGAGAGGAGCGAAACACGACACCCCGCCAGAGGAAGGGGGGGGCAGAGAGAGAGAGCACGAAGUGUCUGAGUGAGUGGAAAAAGUCUGAGGGAAGGAGAAAGCACAGGAGUCGGUACUUUUGUUCCCUUCUGAAGCGCCGCAGUUGGACUGUUGCUGAGGAUGAGGAGGGUGACGAUGACGGUGUGGAGGAGGAAUCGACCAUGCGACAUGGCUGCAACAAACGGGAUGAACAUUUAGACUCGUCGCAUUCCGUUGCUCCAGUUCCGAGCAGCACGGCUCCUCCAAACUUUGACCUGCGCCAUUCAGACCCGGGCGGCUGGAUUCCCCCCCCUCUCCUGAGACUCGGGGCAACUUUUCCGCACCAGAAGCCCCGCAAGUGAACGACAAAUACUCCAGCGCAAAAGUUUCUGAGCAGGCGUAGUUGCGUCGCGAUACACCGCUAAACUCCAUGCGAAGUUUGCGGCGGGUUUUCAGUUUGAAAGCGGAGCCCGUAAUCGGGGCAGGCUCCUUCUAACGAGCCGCCUGUGAGAACAACACCGGAGGAAGGAGUGGGGGUGUCGCUGCUAACUUCGCUAGCUAACUUUGCUAAGAGCUAGCCAACUAACGCUUAAAGUUGACGGGGAAAGUGUACGAAGCGGCGGCGGCGCACCGAAGACGACCACAAAGAUGAAAACCCCGGCGGAUACGGGGUUUGCCUUCCCAGAGUGGGCCUACAAGCCGGAGUCGAGCCCGGGCUCCAGGCAGAUCCAGCUGUGGCACUUCAUCCUGGAGCUGCUCCGGAAAGAGGAGUACCACGAUGUCAUCGCCUGGCAGGGAGACUACGGAGAGUUUGUCAUCAAGGACCCAGACGAGGUGGCCCGCCUGUGGGGGGCCAGGAAGUGUAAGCCGCAGAUGAACUACGACAAGCUCAGCCGAGCACUCAGAUACUACUACAACAAGAGGAUCCUACACAAGACCAAAGGGAAGAGGUUCACCUACAAGUUCAACUUCAACAAGCUGGUGCUGGUCAAUUACCCCUUCAUUGAUAUGGGCUCAGGCCGAGGAGUUCCCCAGAGCGCCCCUCCCGUGCCAACCGGGGGCACCCACUUCCGUUUUCCCCCCUCCACACCAUCUGAGGUCCUCUCUUCCAGUGAAGAGCUGCGCAGCCCGGGCAUAUUCAGCAGCAUGGGCCGUCGCAUGGCCCGCGGCUCCGUGAGCGACUGCAGCGACGGCACCUCCACCAACUCUGAGCUGGAAGAGGCUGUGGGUGCAGAGGACAGGGGUGGGGGUCCUGAGAGGGCUUUCAGGAGUCUCCUUCCUCCUCGCAUGCCUCAUGAUUCUCUAUUCAGGGUCUACAGUGGAGCUCCAAAUCCAGGGCUCCCCAGACCUGCUCCCAGGGUCCAUCCAGAGCCUCUGUCCCCAUUCCCCAUCUCCCCUCUACCCGGCUCUGGGGGUCUGCUGGCCCCAACUCUCUCCCCAGCCCUGUCUAUGACCCCCACUCCCCAUCUGGCGUACACCCCUUCUCCCUCCAUGUCGUCUCCCAUGGUGGGCUCCCACUUUUCCUUCAACCCGGAGGACAUGAAGCACUACCUACAGGCUCACACCCAGUCCGUUUACAACUACCACCUUAGCCCCCGAGCAUUCCUCCACUACCCCAACAUCGUCAUCCCGCAGCCCCACCGCCCCACCCUCGAGAAACCAGCCGCUGCACAUCACCUCCACGGCCCACCCAUGCCGGUCUCUCAUUCACUCAGCCAGCAGCCGGGAGGUGGGGAGGAGGGGCACCAGCACCCAUCGCCGUUCAAGUUCAAGCUGCAGCCACCUCCGCUUGGACGCAAGCAGAGGGAAGCAGGAAGCUCACUGGCAGCUUCCUCCUCUUCUUCCUCCAGCCAGUCCUCCUCGUUUACUGGGUCUGGUCAUAUGACCAGCUCUCUCCUGAGCGGACCGCCUAAGAUCAAGGUGGAGCCCAUUUCAGACAUCGAGUCAGAAGAAGAUGUGGAGGUGACCGACAUCAGCGAGGAAGACGAGAUGAACCACAAUGAUGAAGGCGAUAUGUUCACCCCGACAGCUGAGCACAACAAUUACCAUCAGCUCAACAACCAUCAUCAGGCUAACGGGAACAGCAGCAGCCCCUCUGCUCCUCUUCCUCAGCACGGUAACCCUGACGACGACCCCGAUGAUGAAGUCUUCAAGACUCCUGCCACACCUCCUCCCGGCAGCGGCGGCGGUCUGGCCUUCCCUCUGAUCGGUGUGAAGAGCGAGCCGGGGAGCCAGGCGGCCCCCAUCAGCCCCGGAGGCACGCGCUGCAUCCCGCUCAAACUUCGCUUCAAGCGCCGCUGGAGCAAAGACCAGAAGAUGGAGGCAGAUGGAGAGCGGGAUGAGGCGGAGGACAAGAAAGUGAGGGCUGAGGGAGAGGAGGAGGUGGAGAGAAGAGGAAGUGAGGUAGAGAAUGGAGGAGGAAGAGGGGAGGGGGUUAUUUUGGGCCUGAUGCUGCCACCACCUCCCACUCAGCGCAGAGCGAGCUCCGAGCUGCAGAGGGCCACGGCGCAGCUGUCUCUGGAAAACCCUGGCUGCUGAGCUCCACGCCCACACGGAGGAUCUGACUCGGAGACAAAACCUUUGAUCGUUCGGGUUCGACCAGAAAGUCUCGUCGGUCCUCGGCAGCAGUCGCAAACGUAGCAGGUUUUGAUUCGGAGACUUCAUUCGAUGCUUAAAUGGAGCCAAAACUGAAAGUUUAAACACUUGGAUUUAGUUCUUCGGCUUUUAUCUGAACGUGUGUGUGUGCAUCAUGUGCAGGAUUGUGUGUUUUUGUGCAAUAAUUAAAGGAGUUAUUGGCCACUUCUUUAAUUACACAGCAGAACAAAAUAUUUUCCUGCAUAUGAUCCACAAACAUUUGACUUUCAGGUUUCGUCACCGUUUAUGCACCGUCGGGUCUUGGCGGUCAGUACUGUCAGCAGGUCGCUGCUCGGCAUUAUGAUGUAUGUAAAAGCUUGUGUUGCCUGUAAUGUACAGUAAGGCGAGACGCCCUCGUGCUCCUCGUAUCUCGUCAGACACGGCGGACGUCGUCUCUCCUGCGACUCGAACACUAAGAGAUAACCAAACUUUUCCUUUUUAAACAUUAGAGCCUUGCAGAGAGGGCGUCUACUCUUAAUACCCAUUUGCACACUGCCUCAAUCCCUCCGCGCCCUCGUAGUGCCAGUAAGGUCUGCCAUGCCCCGCCCCUCACGUCACACGUGUGCCCAGAUUAUGUCUUUAAUGAGAUUUAUGGGUCCCCCUCCCGGAACAGGAGUCCACAGACCCGGAUAGUAGAAACAGAUAUUUUCCCUUCUCUCCUUCAUUCUCACUGUAACAGACAGUUCCUGGUUUAAAGACUUUACCCACCCUGAUAAAGACGAUAGAAGUGCCUCUGUCUGCACCCAUCACCAUGCAGUCGUUUACAGGAUGGAGGGCAGCGAGCUAAAAAUGAAACUGACCUCGCUCUGAAGGAUCUCAGACAGACUCGAGUUGAUUAGAAAGAGCUCAGCAAUCAGCGGGGAUGCCGCGAACCCGAGCAGCCUCCUCGUCCCCGUUCACUGUACAGACGGUAGAUGAACGGAAGCUGAAAAGGAGAGGAAGGCUUUCGUGAACUGACUUUGACCUCUCGACCCCCGACCUGUCAUCCAGAUUAUUUGUAGAUGGAUUCGAUGUUGUACAGCAGAACCAGCCGGAUCUGGGAGGAGAGCAGCGGAUACUUCUCUCCAGUUUUUUCCACUAGCAAGGCUGUAAUUACACACACACAGAAACAAUUGUGUGUGUGUGGGGGGGGGGGGGGGGCAGAGCUGGUGCACCGACCUCGAGGAUACUGAAGGUUCCUCCUGUGUGGCUUCACACAAUCUCCGAGGGGCUUUCUGAAGGUUUGAGGGCGCUUGUAGUGUUUGAGCCCCAAACGCUGAGAUUGAGUCUGUGCUGCAUUCCCCUGAUCAUUGUUACUGUUUCCACACUGUCGAGACGUUUGUGCCUCUCAAGGACAUGGACGCUGUUUUAGGGCAUUUCUGCAGUGAUCUGAGGGCUUUCUGUGUUUGGAUGUAAUCUGUUCACCUGAUGGUUUUUCUUUUUUUUAAGAGCAGCGAAUUGUCUGGGGGGGGGGGGGGG